AUGAUGAAGAUUCAUCCCAACCGUACAGCCUCCGGCGCAAGAGAAGUAACAAUUUCGUCGCGGCACGUGACGACGGAGAAAGAGAGUUUCACGAUUUGGAUGAAGUCGUUGGUGUUCCAUACAAAUGGCUGCACCGUCUUCGAUUCUAAAGGGAAUAUAAUUUAUCGUGUCGAUAAUUAUAACUCUAAGAGCGCUCGUGAAGUUUACCUCAUGGAUUUACAUGGUCAUGUCUUGUUUACCUUACGUAGACGUCAGAAAUUUGGAUUAUUCCAUACUUGGGAAGGAUAUAGAUCACAUGAAACUGGGACAGCUGAAUCGACACCAAACUUAGAAUAUUUUCGAGUGAAAAGUAAUAUUUUUCAGGUUCUUAGAAAAGGUUCAUCUUAUUCGUAUAGAGUCAUAACGGGAUCGAGUAGUAACGAUGAAGAAUAUCGUUAUAAGAUGGUAACUAAGGGAUCGAGUUUAAGAAUCGAGGAUAUUUGUGGAAGAGUUGUGGCAGAAGUAAAGAGAAAACAAUCUAGGGAAGGUUUGGAGUUAGGAGAUGAUGUUUUGACGAUGAUGGUGGAAUCACAAGUUGAUCACUCUUUCAUCAUUGGACUUGUUUUAACUCAUAGACUUAUCAACUGUGAACUGUAG
This is a messenger RNA of Eruca vesicaria subsp. sativa (arugula), 636 nucleotides long. Lineage: Eukaryota; Viridiplantae; Streptophyta; Magnoliopsida; Brassicales; Brassicaceae. The record is from the annotation of a GenBank genome assembly.